AUGGCCUUGUUGGGGAAGCGCUGUGACAUUCCCGCCAACGGCUGCGGACCCGACCGUUGGAACUCUGCCUUUACCCGCAAAGACGAGAUCAUCACCAGCCUCGUGUCUGCCUUAGAUUCCAUGUGCUCAGCGCUUUCCAAGCUGAACGCAGAGGUGGCCUGUGUUGCUGUGCAUGAUGAGAGCGCCUUCGUGGUGGGUACCGAGAAAGGGAGAAUGUUCCUGAAUGCACGGAAGGAGCUGCAGUCAGACUUCCUCAGGUUCUGCCGAGGGGCCCCGUGGAAAGAGCCGGAGGCAGAGCACCCCAAGAAGGUGUUGCGGGGCGAGGGUGGCGGCCGGAACAUCCCUCGGUCUUCCCUGGAACAUGGCUCGGAUGUGUACCUUCUGCGGAAGAUGGUAGAGGAGGUGUUUGAUGUUCUUUAUAGCGAGGCCCUGGGAAGGGCCAGCGUGGUACCCCUGCCCUAUGAGAGGCUGCUCAGGGAGCCGGGGCUGCUGGCCGUGCAGGGGCUACCCGAGGGCCUGGCCUUCCGGAGACCAGCAGACUAUGACCCCAAGGCCCUCAUGGCCAUCCUGGAGCACAGCCACCGUAUCCGCUUCAAGCUCAAGAGGCCGCUUGAGGACGGCGGGCGGGACUCUAAGGCCCUGGUGGAACUGAACGGUGUCUCCCUGAUAGCCAAGGGGUCCCGGGACUGUGGCCUGCACGGCCAGGCCCCCAAGGGGCCACCCCAGGACCUCCCCCCCACCGCCACCUCCUCCUCUGUGGCCAGCUUCCUGUACAGCACCGCGCUCCCUAACCACACCACAAGAGAGCUCAAGCAGGAGGCGUCCGCCUGCCCACUUGCCCCCAGUGACCUGGGCCUUGGCCGGCCUGGGCCUGAACCCAAGGCCUCUGGCACCCAAGACUGCUGUGGACAGAAGCCCCCUGGGCCUGGUGGUCCUCUCAUCCAGAAUGUCCAUGCCUCGAAGCGCAUCCUGUUCUCCAUCGUCCAUGACAAGUCAGAGAAGUGGGACGCCUUCAUAAAGGAAACGGAGGACAUUAACACGCUCCGGGAGUGUGUGCAGAUCCUGUUUAACAGCAGAUAUGCGGAAGCCCUGGGCCUGGACCACAUGGUCCCCGUCCCCUACAGGAAGAUUGCCUGCGACCCGGAGGCUGUGGAAAUUGUGGGCAUCCCGGACAAGAUCCCCUUCAAGCGCCCCUGCACCUAUGGGGUCCCUAAGCUGAAGCGGAUCCUGGAGGAGCGGCACAGCAUCCACUUCAUCAUUAAGAGGAUGUUUGAUGAGCGGAUUUUCACAGGGAACAAGUUUACCAAAGACCCCACGAAGCUGGAGCCAGCCAGCCCGCCAGAAGAUACCUCUACAGAACUCUCCCGUGCCACGGUCCUCGACCUGCCCGGGACCACUCGGUCAGACAAGAACAGUAUCUCUGAAGACUGUGGGCCAGGAACUUCUGGGGAGUUGAGUGGGCUGAGGCCCAUUAAAAUUGAGCCAGAGGAUCUAGAUAUUAUUCAGGUCACCGUCCCAGACCCUUCGCCCACCUCUGAGGAAAUGACAGACUCAAUGCCUGGGCAUCUGCCCUCAGAAGAUUCUGGUUAUGGGAUGGAGAUGCUGACUGAGAAAGGCCCCAGCGAGGACCCGCGGCCUGAGGAGAGGCCCAUGGAGGACAGCCACGGUGACGUGAUCCGGCCCCUGCGGAAGCAGGUGGAGCUGCUCUUCAACACACGAUAUGCCAAGGCCAUUGGCAUCUCGGAGCCCGUCAAGGUGCCGUACUCCAAGUUUCUGAUGUACCCAGAGGAGCUGUUUGUGGUGGGGCUGCCCGAAGGCAUCUCCCUCCGCAGGCCCAACUGCUUCGGGAUCGCCAAGCUCCGGAAGAUCCUGGAAGCCAGCAACAGUAUCCAGUUUGUCAUCAAGAGGCCUGAGCUGCUCACCGAGGGAGUCAAAGAGCCCAUCACGGACAGCCAAGAGAGGGAUUCCGGGGACCCCCUUGUGGACGAGAGCCUGAAGAGACAGGGUUUUCAAGAAAAUUAUGAUACUAGACUCUCGCGCAUCGACAUCGCCAACACGCUGAGGGAGCAAGUCCAGGAUCUGUUCAAUAAGAAAUACGGAGAAGCCCUGGGCAUCAAAUACCCAGUCCAAGUCCCCUACAAGCGGAUCAAGAGUAACCCCGGCUCAGUGAUCAUUGAGGGGCUCCCCCCAGGAAUCCCGUUUCGGAAGCCCUGCACCUUUGGCUCCCAGAACCUGGAGAGGAUCCUCGCAGUGGCUGACAAGAUCAAGUUCACAGUCACCAGGCCUUUUCAAGGACUCAUCCCAAAGCCUGAUGAAGAUGACGCCAACAGACUAGGGGAGAAGGUGAUCCUCCGCGAGCAGGUGAAGGAGCUCUUCAAUGAGAAAUACGGUGAGGCCCUGGGGCUGAACCGGCCCGUGCUGGUACCUUAUAAACUGAUCCGGGACAGCCCUGACGCCGUUGAGGUCACGGGCCUGCCUGACGAUAUCCCCUUCCGGAACCCCAACACGUAUGACAUCCACCGGCUGGAGAAGAUCCUGAAGGCCCGGGAGCACGUGCGCAUGGUCAUCAUCAACCAGCUCCAACCUUUCACAGAAAUCUGCAAUGAUGCCAAGGUGCCAGCCAAAGACAGCAGCAUUCCCAAGCGCAAGAGAAAGAGGGUUUCUGAAGGGAACUCCUUCUCCUCCUCCUCGUCUUCCUCCUCCUCAUCCUCUAACCCGGAGUCCGUGGCAUCCACCAACCAGAUCUCACUCGUGGUAAAGUUGCACAGAUCCGGACCUGACCGCCCUGCUCUUUGGCCUUCACCCUGCGCUUGGGCCGGGCCGUCUGCUCUGGGACAUGGGUUUGGGGUGCAGGGAGGCACUAAGCUCUGAGUGGGGCUCCUUGGCCUCAGGGUUGCACACCCAUCUGCCGGACCUACUGGAGAGGUAGCCCAGGCCUGUCAUCGGGCUGCUCACGUGCACCUGGGCAGGAAGCCACACCCCCACUGGGCAUGUGGGCAAGCCGAAGCUGGGAGAGGGUAGGGGACUCCCCUGGGCGGUGCCAGAGCAGUACCCAGAGCUGACUCUCAGGUUCCUGGGUUGCCAGAUGCUAAGUUAAUCUCUGUGCUCAUAUCAUGCGCCCUGGGCCUCACCACAGCCCUGUGAGGUGUGGGUGUUACCCACAGGGUACGGAGGAGGGAAACAAGGGUCAAGGGCUGGUUGACUGUGGCCUCACUGUGGUCAGCGGUGGUGGAUGGAUGGCCCACCUGCAAGCUCCUCCUAUCCUGCCAUGUGGUUGGAUUGGGUUCUCUCCCAUCCAAGAGAAGAGCUCAUUUUAGGGGCACACAUACUUGCCAGUUCUUUCUUAUCUCAAAAUACUAGCUUUGAAAUCCUGAGUCCAGUGGGGAGAAUGCUGGAGCACAUUUGAAAAUGAUUUGGGGAUUUAUUUUUGACCGUGCCUCCCUCUAACCCCUUUCCUAGGAAACCCCAAAGUUCAGGCUGUACCUUUCUCCCCACCACGAGUGCCUAUAGGGGGUCCCUAGUUCUUCCCACAUCCAAGAGACAGGACUCUUUGGAGCAUAAGCCCUGGAGAGGGCUGAGUUUGUGGGGGUGACCACCUGGGAGUGUUCAGAGCCACUCCUCAAUCCCAUCUGGUCCACAUGAGUAGUGCCUGGGACAGGUGGGAACAGGUCAGAAGGCCCCAGCCCAGGCUCCAUGGCCACUGGUGGACUGUGUGACCUUGGACAGGUCACAUCCCCUCCCUGGACCUCCAGCCGCCUCAGAGUGAAUAGCAUCUGAGAAGGCCCUUCCGAAAGCAGAGCUAAGUGGUCUGGCGUUCUUUCCGUGUCAUCUGGAGUCCUAACCCAGACCAUUUGUCCCCUCU
Canis lupus familiaris (dog) is the source of this 3862-nucleotide messenger RNA. RefSeq names its product GTF2I repeat domain containing 1 (gene GTF2IRD1). The transcript has 25 exons. The coding region runs from base 1 to 2871 and encodes 956 amino acids. Gene Ontology annotation, biological process: transcription by RNA polymerase II. The record is from RefSeq and is a predicted model, not a curated record. Gene Ontology annotation, cellular component: nucleus. Gene Ontology annotation, molecular function: DNA-binding transcription factor activity. Lineage: Eukaryota; Metazoa; Chordata; Mammalia; Carnivora; Canidae.